Molecule: messenger RNA, 987 nt
Organism: Aspergillus terreus NIH2624
Lineage: Eukaryota; Fungi; Ascomycota; Eurotiomycetes; Eurotiales; Aspergillaceae
Product: thioesterase family protein
Exons: 2
Coding region: 1-987 (328 amino acids)
Source: RefSeq, a predicted model, not a curated record
AUGUCUUCAUCUACGAUCCAACCAGGCCACACGCAGGCCUUUGAAAAUGCAAUCGAAGUGCACUCACAGUCCCCAGGCACCUACGCCGCCGAUCUGAAAUGGGAGUGGUCCGUUGGUAGCGCUCCGAAUGGAGGCUACAUCGCCGCUAUUCUUCAUCGCGCAGCCACUACACACUUCCAGCGCACGCAUCCAACAGCCCACCAUGGCCGCGCCGUGCCGAUCCAGAUGCAAUUGACCUACAUCCGGCGCAGCGAUAUCGGGCCGGCGGUUCUGAGCGUGAAGGACGUGAAGCUCGGCUCGCGCGUCUCUGUCAUCCAUAUAACCAUGUCGCAGGGUGGUCGCGACAAGGUGGCCGGGUAUAUCACCAUGUCGGAUCCGGUUUCUGAAACGGGUGUUUCGACGACGACGGGGUGGACUGCCCAGCCGUCCGUCCCUCAAUGGGUCCCUCCGGAUACACUAGCCAAAGGAGCUGAUAGCGAAUGGCGGAAGGUCGUCCUCCCGAACGCUGAGUUCCGCCGCGCGGCUAGCCAGGUUGAAUUCUAUGAGCCUAAGAAUCCGAGUGUUGGGGUAGGCUUCGUCAGCCACUGGGCUCGUCUACGUCCGUCUGGCCCGGACGGAGGCAUCGGACGCUGGACACCCGAGUCUGUUGCGUUCCUGUGCGACAUCUUUCCCAUCACACUAGGCCGGUUGGAGCAUGUCGUGCAUCGGGCUCUGUCUGGCGAGUCGGAACCGAAGGCGAAACCACCGCCUGUUUGGUUUCCGACACUAGGCUUGAACCUUGAUCUGAAGAAACCGGUGCUGGGGGAGAAUGUGGAAUGGCUAUAUAGCCAUAUCACGAUCAAGUCUCUUCGCAACGGACGGAUGGAUGUCGAGGUCGUCGUUCUGGAUCAAGCUGGGGAGGUUGUUGCGAUAUCCACCCAGGCGUCGCUGGUCAUGUCUGCAGAGAGAAAUGCAGGCAGCAAGGGGCAUUCGUCUGGGAGACUGUAG